GACCCAAACAGCCUGAACAGUCCGCGGGAAAGAGCGGAGAGGCCGUUGGUAAUGCAGCUCCAGCGGAUUCAGUAAUAAAGGAUUUAUUUUAUUAAUCUGGGUUAUUUUGGAAAAUGAGUCGGGUGACACGGAUGGUGAAAGGUGUUCAGAAGGAGCUGAAGAAGAGAAAUCAGAAGCCUGUUCUUAAUGAAGAUCUUGAAGACCUUGAUGGUUUGGAUGUGUCUUCAAUAGAGAAGGCCAGUUUCCUUCAAGAAGAACAAUUUUCUUCUCAUGGUAACCCUCUGCAUAGCACUGCCUUAGAAGAUGGUUGUAGUCCAGAACUGAGCAGUCAUCCUCAGGCUGCUGCAGGAAGAAAAGAGACAGAAAAAGGACAAAAGAAAAAGCAGCAUGUGACUGAGACUCCUAAGCGACCAGCUCGUGUUGAGAAAGGUCAAGCUAAAACAAAACAUAAAGGUGAAAUUCACUCACAACAGAAGAUCUCUGGAUCCAAAGCAAAUCAAAAGCCAACACAGAAAGUAAAGCAGGGGUUAAAAUCACGACGUCUUCAGACAAUCCUAGAGAACAAAGGAGCAGAAGGAAAGAAAAAGGCACAGACUGAAGUCCAUAAGGAUCCUACCAAUGAGGGUGCAGAGGCUGAUACAUCACCUGAUGCCACUCCUGCCCAGAGCCAGCGACGGCCAUCUAUCUCAUCAGAGGAAGUGACUGAUGAAGAUGAGAGCUUUCACCCGAGCAAACAGAAGCGUAAAUCCUCUGAAGGGAGGCAGAGGGGGGCAAGGACAUCGUCUGGUCAGCAGCAGAAAGGUCAGAAACAGAAGAGGAAAUCUUCAUCCGGAUCUUCAGAUGGUGGAAAUCUCCGCAAGAAGCAGAAACACGAAGCUGUAAAGAAUCCAAUUGAUCUGGAUAUCGUUCUAGAAGCUUUCCAGGAUUUUGUUGCCCAGUACAAAGAGACAGUGGACUCUGAUUCUGUAAAAAAGGCCAUUGAUGCUUUUUCUAGUUCAUUUGAGGAGCAACUCUCAGAGAUGAUCACAGCAACUAAGGAGAUGAAUGAUGUGAAGCGGACAGCUGUCAAGAUUAAUAGUACCCUGAACCACAAAAAAACUAAACUUUUGGAGGCCAAGAAUGAACUAAUUAAGAGUGAAGAUGAUGUGAGGAAGCUUCAGAAGGAGCAUGAUGAGCUGCAGCAGAGGCUGCAGGCCUUGAGGCAGGGCACUUCCUUUCUCACCAAUCUGAAGGCGCUGAACCAGCGGUACCUAGACUACCGCAUUGCUCACCCUGAUGAACCAGAAACGUAUGGUCCCUCCUGCAUGCCAGCAAUGCUUAUGGAGGCCAGGAGCAUCACAGGUACUGGAACCCAGUUAAAGAAUAUAAAUAACAAGCUGCAGCAGAUUUUGGAGGAACAUGGUCACAAAUAAUCUUCAUGAGCAUAAUGAGUUUAAACAGCUUAAGACAUCAAUAAUAACAUAUUCAACUAUAAGGACAGAGUAAAGUUGUUUGGUUUAUUUGUAUCUCAUGCAAACUGUAUCACUAAAAUAAGUGUAAAAUACUGUAGAAUACAAUUUAUAAGUUUUUGUCAUUUCAUUGGAGGUUUUGUUAUUAAAUUUAAUGUAAAAUCUAAUGCA
Molecule: messenger RNA, 1619 nt
Organism: Astyanax mexicanus (Mexican tetra)
Lineage: Eukaryota; Metazoa; Chordata; Actinopteri; Characiformes; Acestrorhamphidae
Gene: cenpu
Product: centromere protein U
Exons: 12
Coding region: 114-1412 (432 amino acids)
Cellular component (GO): nucleus
Source: RefSeq, a predicted model, not a curated record